Plasmodium falciparum 3D7 is the source of this 7593-nucleotide messenger RNA. RefSeq names its product putative WD repeat-containing protein. The record is from RefSeq and is a predicted model, not a curated record. NCBI's taxonomy places the organism in Eukaryota, Apicomplexa, Aconoidasida, Haemosporida, Plasmodiidae.
AUGAAAACGUUUGCUCUUUUAUAUAAAUUGAAUGUAGAAGAAGAUAACAACGAAAACGAAACUUUGUUUUUCUCCUUAUAUAUUCAUAAUAGUUAUAUUUAUGUAGGGUCAACCAAUGGAAGAAUAUUCAUUUUUAAAAAGAAGGGGAAAGUUUUCUUUGAUCAAGUUAAUUUUGUAAAUGUAAUCAAGUUUGCUACAGAUGAUGUUAUAACUAAGAUAUGCUUUGUUGAAAAUUUGUGUUGGUUAAUUUGUGGUACUGAAAAUGGUUCUAUAUUUGUAAUAAAGAAUAAGGAAUAUAUAAAAAAAAAAAAAAAAAAAAAAAUAGAUGUAAUAGUAGAAGAAGAUUUUAAGUUGCCAAAUGAAUAUCAUUAUAAUGCCAUAACAUGUAUUAAAUAUUUAAUAAAAAAAAAUGGUAAACAUAUUUACAUUUUUAUUGGAGAUAUAGAUGGAGUAUUAUCAUACGUACUAUUAAAAAACGGUUCUUAUACUUCAACACAAUUAAAAAAAAAAAUUAGAAAGAAUAAACAAAUAUACAACAAACUACUUGUUGAUAAAAUAAAUGGACCUAUUAGUGAUAUAGAAAUAUGUUCUGAUUUCAUUUUAGUUACAUGUGAAAAGAAUAAUAUUCUUAUAAAAUUGGAUGAUAUUUUAUUAUAUAACAAAAAUGAAGAAAUAUAUUAUAAAUGUAUUGGUAAAAAGAAAGAAAAUAAAAAUUAUAAAUCUAUCUUUUUGAAAUGUAAAAGGAAUAUAAAAAGUCCUAUGAUUUUAAGCUUAAGAAAAAAUGGGCGUAUAUGGAUUAGUAAAGAAGAUAAAGUAUUAAAUACUUUAGUAUUCUAUUAUUCUUUUUUUUAUUUUUUCUAUAUAUUCUUUUUUAAUAAGAAAUUAUAUAUGAAUAAUUACCUCUAUGAAUAUUAUAAAAAUUAUUUUUUAAGUAAUUCCUAUUUUGUUCAGUUCUUAGAUAAUAUUAUAAAUCAAUUUUCUAAUUUUACCUUUCCUUCAAAACCUAACUUAAAUAUGUUUUAUAAAAUUAAUAAGAAAUAUUUUGUCUUAUUCGAGCAAUUUAUUACUUAUCCUUUUUUUAAAAAGAUAAAUGAAAGGAUAGAUAAUUCAACCGACCCAACGACAGAUGAUAGAAGUAAAAUAAAAGACAUGUUGACAAAGGAUAUAAAUAAUAUAAAGGAGUAUUUAAAAAAUAAGUUAAAUGAAGAAAUUAAUAACAAUAGUAAAAAAAAUAACAAUAAUAGUAACAAUAGUAAUAAUAAUAAUAAUAAUAAUGAAGAAAUGAUUGUAUGCAUAAAUUAUAUCUACGAAUGUUUGAAUGAAGCUGACCAACUAUUGAAUAAUUUUCUGGGCAAAAAGUUGUUUCUUUUUAAUAUUAAGAGUAUACAGAUUCAGGAUAUCUUGGAUCUUAAUGUAACGUUUUUAUCACAUAUGAAACUACAAAAUGUGGAUAAUAAGGAUAAGAACGGAAUAAAUAAUAAUACAAGUAAUUGUACAAGUAUUCAUAUGAAUAAUCAUAUAUGCUAUAAUAGUUUAGGUGAUGAUAAUAAUGUAAUGGAGAAUCAUCAAAAUGAAGAUAAUAAUAAUCAUAAUAAUAAAAAUAAUCAUAAUAAUAAUCAUAAUAAUAAUCAUAAUAAUAAUAAUAAAAAUAAUCAUAAUAAUAAUGAACAAUUAGAAGAUAUAAUGUUUACUUUUCAAAGUACAGAUAAACAAAAUGAGAAUAUUAAUGUCUCAAAUAAUGAUAAUAAUAUGGAGGAAACAAAAAAUAAUGAAAUACAUUAUAAAAAAGUGAAUUCUAAAAAUAUUUUAUAUGAACGUUAUUUUAAGGAGGACAAAAUUGUGGACUCUUUUAUAUUAAAAAACAAAUUAUAUUUAUUAUAUUUUAAUAAAAACUUAAGAGAUGAUAUAUAUGUUGCAUAUAAUAUGAACAAUGGUCAUAAUGUGUGUACAUCAUUUAGUGGUAUGAAUAGAUCUAGUACAGAAAAGAAAAAGAAUAAAAUUAUUAUAUCAAAAGAUAAACAAUUUAGUAGUUCAUCUAAUAUUCUGAAUUGUAAUUAUAAGAUAUCACCAUUCUAUUUUUGCGAAAUACAUUUUGAAGAGAAUUCUGGACUAUUAAAAUAUUUAGGAUGUAAUAUAGAAAAAUCAUUAAAUGUAAAAAGAAAUGAAUUUUAUUUUUUUUAUUUUUAUAUUCUUAUGUUCCAUAAUUAUAUUGACGAAAAAAAGAAAGAAGAAAAUUAUGAAGAUAACUUUUUUGACAUUAUAGAAAAUAAAAUGAAUAUAAUAAAUAUUCCAAUGUAUAUAAAAGAUAUUAUACAAGGGAAAUAUUCAAAUGAUAUGAACAACAUGAAUGAUAUAGAAUUUAUAAAUAAUAAAAAUAAAUUGAAUCAUAUUUUAGAUAUGACACAAAUGGAUAAUAUACUACGCAAAAAUAUAGAAGCAUUAAAAAUGAAUAUUAGAAAUUUACUUCUUUAUUCAACAAAUGAAAUAUACACUUGUUUAUUAACUGAUAAGAAUUAUAUUUUUUCAAAUUAUUUUCUUUACCCUUCUUAUUAUCAUAAUGUCAAAGAAUUUCAAUAUUUACAUUUCCAUAUAAAGAAAAUAAAAAAAUUAUAUAACAAAAUGAAAAUAAUAAUGACAAGGUAUAAAUAUAUUUAUCAUGAAAUUCUUACCUUUUUUGUUUUCUCUAAUGAUAAUGAAAACUGUGUUAUACCAGCCCAUUUAGAUUUAAUAAAAAAGAAUAAAAAGGAUAAGGAAAAUGAACACAAUAAUAGGAUCAUUUCAAAAUAUCUCCAUAUUUUACAAAAUGAUGAUCAAUUCUUAUACAAGGUAUUAUAUUAUUUUAACUUAUUCAUAUAUCUAGAAAUUAAUAUAACAACAUAUAACAUGAGAAAUAAUACAUGUCUAACAAAUUUUCCGGUUUUAUAUGUGGAAAGGGAUCAUGUGGUUAAUGAUAAUAUAAGAGAGUUAGGAAAAUCGAGAAAUUGUGAAAAGGAUAAGCAAAAGGAUAAACAAAAGGAUAAACAAAAGGAUAAACAAAAGGAUAAACAAAAGGAUAAACAAAAGGAUAAACAAAAGGAUAAACAAAAGGAUAAACAAAAGGAUAAACAAAAGGAUAAACAAAAGGAUAAACAAAAGGAAAGGAAAAUAAAAAAUGAACAAACUAAUAUUCCUAGUGAUCUUCAAAAUUAUUUUCAAUAUCAUGAUAGGAUUAAUCUAACCAGUUUUAAUAAUACUGAGCAUUCCAUUAAAUAUAAGGGGGACGUUGGAAAAUAUUUUAUAAAAAUGGAUAAGAAAAAAUUACAACUAAAAAAAAGUAAAAAGAGUUGUAUUAAAUAUACUAUUUUGUAUUCAUCUCCUUUUUAUUACAUACCAGAAGAGUUAUUAUUUUUCCACAUGAACAAAUUUAUAAAUACCAAUCCUAUACAUAUAAAUAAACAUUUAUGUACUCUCCAAAUUUUAUUAUAUAUUUUUAAAAUGAAUGGGAAUAAAACAUUAUUUAGGAAACGAUUUAAAAAAUGGAAACAUUUUAAAAAUAAAUAUAUUUACAACAAUGAGCAAUAUAAAAUAUUAUGUAAUAAAAAAAGUACUUGUGUUUUACAUGAUGAGAAAAAAAAAAACAAAUAUAUAUUUUUAGAAAAUUAUGAACUUACAAAUAUUAAUAAAUGCGUAAUUAAUAUUAAUAAUGAUAUUAAUAAUGUAAUACAUCCAAAUAUAUCAUAUUAUGAUAAAUAUAGAUACAAUAAGAUAGAUUUUUUAAAAUAUAUAUAUAUAUAUGAUAACAUUAGAAAUAUAUAUAAUAAUAAAUAUUAUGAUAAUAUUAAAAAAAAUAAUAAUAUUUCAAUUGUUGAUUUCUUAAAUUGUUCAAAACAAGUUUAUUAUUAUCAUCAAGUUAUAGACGGGGUAUAUGUUGUACAUAUAAAUAACUACAAACAACAAAUAUAUGAAUCAUUUUUAUUAUAUCAAUAUUUAUUAGAUAGAAGUUCCUUUUAUAAUAAUUUAUCACAUUUCUCAAGUGAUCAAAGGUUUAAUGCAUCAAAUUAUAUUAUGAAAUCACUUACGUUUAUUAAAGAAAAUAAAAUGAAGGAAAUGAAUAAUAAUAUAUAUAUAAAAGAACCACAUUUGAAUGAACCUAAUAUUAUGUCUAUGGAAGAUAUAAAAUAUUAUGAAAAAUUAAAUAAACAAAUAAUAAAUGAUAAUAUAUUAUUAUUAGAUAUUUUUUUAAGUACCUAUCACAAUAUAUAUAACAAUUCAAAAAUGGAAUUAAAAAAUGCUAUAAAAAAAUUUUCGACAUUUAAUACAUUAGGUGAAUAUAUAAAUUAUAUACAGCAAAAUGAAAAUUUAACGGAUGAUAAUAUCUAUAAUUUUGUAAAAGAAAGAAAUAAAAAAAAUUUGUUCUUAUAUAUUUAUAAAAAUGAACAUAUCACAAAUCAAUAUGAUCAAUCCAAUUUUUAUCAUUUAUCUUUGUCAUAUAAUAAUUCCUUUUAUUAUAAACAUUAUGAUAAUAUGAAUUUGAUUGAUUUGAUAUCUUAUAAUAAUAAUGUGGAUAAUAAUAUUUGUUUAAAAAAUUAUGAACAGAAUAAAACUUCUUCUUUUUUUUUCAAAGAAUAUAAACAAGAAUAUAUGAAUGUACCAAACAAAAGGAAACAAAAUAAAAUAAAAAUUUCAAUGAUAGGAACCUCUCUUGUUGAAAAAAAAAAAAAAAUAAAUAAAAAAAAAAAAAAAAAAUAUAUAUGGAUUAAUUCUUAUAAAGAUAAUAAAAUAUUAAAUUAUAUGAACGACUUGAACGUGGUAAUAAAUGAAUAUAUAUCUUUAAAUAAAAAAUAUAAUUGUGAUAACUUGUCUUUUUAUAUGAUGAACCCUACAUUUUUCACCGAUAUAAAUUUUUAUCAACUUAUCAAAUUGUUAUAUAUAUUAUGUAAGGAAAAAUAUAUGUAUUACUUUUGUACAAAAACAAGAAAAUAUAAAAGCAAGAUAAAUUAUAUAAUAAAAAAUUAUGAUGAAUUAUCUUAUCAUCCCACAAACUUACAAAAUAGUAGAACAAACCAAUAUAGAAUCAAUAGAAAGAAAUUGAAAAAAUAUAUGUAUCAAAAUUUAUUCAUGUUAAAUAAUGAAACGUGUAAAAAUGAUGAACAUGCUUCAUUUGUAUAUAAACAAAAUUUUAAAGAAAAAAAGAAAAAUAGGAAAACAAAUCCUCUUUUGAUAUAUAUGAAUGAGAAAUUUUGUAUAGAUCUUUUAAUAUAUUUACAAAAAAAUUAUAUAAUAAACAAAUGUAUGAGAAAAAAAAGAAAAACACUUUUAAUAUUGUUAUUUAAAAUAUCUUAUGUAUUUAUUUGUUUGAAAUGGAAGGAGGCAUUUUGUUUAUUGUUAAAUAUAUUUAAAAAUGAAAAUGAUGAAAUAUUAUAUGCUUUAUUAAUAUUAUGCAAAUAUCCAUUAUUUCCAAAAAGUACAAAAAUAGAAAAAUCUGAUAAAAAGAAAAAUAAGAAACAUAAUAAUAAAGUGUGGACAAAAAAUGUCACAAGAAAAAUUAAGAACGUUGAUGGAAACAUUUCAUUGUUAUUUGCACAUAAAUUAUUUAAUAAUAUAUAUGAUAAUUUUGUAAGAAUAUUAAGAACAAAUAAAAUGAAAUAUGAAAAUAUUAUAUUAUCUUCCAUUUUAUAUGUUAAAAAUGAUAGUUCCAAUUUUUUAUUAAUAAUAAUCAUGAUAAUAUUUUUCUUUUUUUUUAAAAAAGCAUAUUUUAUCGAAAGUCUUUUUAAAGAUAAUAGGAGAAAAAAUAUAUUGAGAAAUUAUUAUUUAUUAGAAUGUUUUUUCUUUAAAACGAAAAAAAUACUUUUUUUACAAAAAAAUCAAAUGUUUUCAUUAUCCUCUUUUAAAUCAUUUAAUACGAAUGGUUAUGAAUUAUUUGCUCAUGAUAUGUUUUUAAAAUAUACUUUUCAAAUAUGUUAUGAAUUAAUAAAUUUUAAGGAUAUGAAUAAUUUUCUAGUUUUAAUAAAUAAUACCUUAUAUUUUCAUUUUGUAAAAUUAAUAUUAUAUUUAGAUACACAAAAUUGUUGUCUAAAUAUAUCUAAAUAUCAUCACGUAUUUUUUAUUAUGUUAUCUUAUUUUUAUAUUGGCUAUUUUAUGUCUAUUAAUAAAUGCUUGCAAAAAUUUGAUCAUAUAUUUAUUUCUAUUUUGUACAAAUUUCAUAUGCUUAAGGAAGAGGACGUUGAAGAUAUAUUCAACUCAUCAGAAGAUAUAAAAGAUCGCUUGAAAGAUAAACAAAUGUUUGUUAUAAAAAAAGGUGCUAAAAAUAAGGAGAAGGAGAUUAAUAUUUUUAUUAAUGAUAUAAAGAAUUUUGAAGAACAUGAAUUUGUAAAAAAUCAAGAACCAACUAUUUUUGAAAAGAAAAAGGAUGAUAGUAUUAUUAAGGAAAAUAUAAUUAAAACCAAUUCAUUUAUAAUAUUAGAUAAAUAUAAUGAACAAGAAAAACAAACAAGCAAUAUAUUAAAUAAUAAUGAUGGGAUAUAUAAUAAUAAUUAUAUUUUAUCCUUUCCAUUAAUUCCAUUAUUUUACCCUCACCACAAACCACCCCUUUUUUUAAAAAAUGAACAAGAAGAAAAUAAAAUAUAUUAUAGUAUUAAUUAUUUGAUAAACUUUUUUUAUCAAUUGUUAACAAAAUAUUUAUGUGAAUUAGAUUAUAAAAUGUAUAACACUAAAAUAGAUUUGUAUAUAUUACAAAAUAGUAAAAAUUCAGACUUGUACUUAAAAAUUAAUAAAUUUGUUAAUUCAUUUUAUGGAACAUGUACCUUAUUAUAUGGUAUAUAUAAUGAAAAAAUCGAUAAUGGAAAUAACAAUAAUAAUGUUCAUCAGAAUUAUAAUACAGAUAAAUAUUACAAUAUAUACAAUUCCAAGAAAUAUCAUAAUGACAAUACUAAUAAAAAAAAUCAUAGUGAUAUUUAUUAUAGAAAUGUAGCAUAUAAUACGAAAAUGAAAAUAUGGGAUGAAAAAAACCCUAUACAUUUAUUCAUACAAACGAUAGAUUUAUUUUUUAGUAUAUAUUAUACCUUAUUUACACUAGGCUUAAGUUUAUAUGAAAAAAAAAAAAUUUAUGUAAAUAGAAAGAAACAGUAUAAAAAGUAUUUAUUAAGCAUCAUUUGUGUUUUGUUCUUUAAUAUAACUAAUAAUGAAAUUAGUACAAAGGAUACGCUGAUAUUUUAUAAACAUAAUAUGGACAAUAAUAAUAAUAAUAAUAAUAAUAAUAAUAAUUAUUGUUAUAAUAAUAAUUAUUAUAAUUGUUAUUCUCAUUUUUUUUCCAAGAGGAACAUUAUAAAAAGAGAGAAAUAUUUAAAUGUUAUCUGUUGUGUGUUGUGUAUUAUUCAUUUUAUUAAUUAUUUUAAAUAUGUUAAGAAAAACAUUAUAAAGAAGUUCAUAUUCAUUAUCGAUUAUCUUCUUUUUAAUCAUAAUUCUUUUUAUUUUAAAGAAGAUUAUCAAAAAUGUACAAAUUCAGAAAAAAAAAAUAAAAAAAUACAUAUUCAUAAUAUUUAUAAAACAAUUAUAAGAAAUUUACCAAAACAUGUCAAGUCAUUUACAAAAGAUAAAGAAAAAGACACAAACUAA